Messenger RNA from Oldenlandia corymbosa var. corymbosa, 612 nucleotides. NCBI's taxonomy places the organism in Eukaryota, Viridiplantae, Streptophyta, Magnoliopsida, Gentianales, Rubiaceae. The record is from the annotation of a GenBank genome assembly.
AUGGCUGAAACAAACCAAACUGCAAUUUCAGUUGUUGAACCUGAAGAUUUUGUUGAAACUGUGAAUGAAAAUGUUGUGGAUAAUCCAAUUGUCAUCCCAUCUGAAGAUGUCAUUGCUACACCAUCAAAUGAUGUUGGUGCUAUUGGUGUUCCCAUACAUGCUGCACAAAGAUAUGUCGUUAACAUCAAUGGAUUGAUUAAUACAAAAAAACAACCAUUUCACCAUAGUUGUCAAAGUGGUGACACUUUGGAAGGUUCCAAAAGUAUCCAAAAAAACAAAGUCAAGUCUGUUGAAAUGUGUUUGAUCGAUGCUCAGGGAAGCAAAAUUCAAGCAACCAUUCCUGGAAGAAUUGUGAAAGAUUUUGCAAAUUCUUUCAAAGAAGGUUGUGUUAGACGAUUAUUAAGAUUUGACUGUUGUCUCAAUAUUAGUGGGGGAUUCAAGUGUGCUAAGCACGAAUACAAAAUUGUGUUCAUGUCAAACACAAAUGUUGAAGCUGCAUUUGAUUUUGACAUCCCAGAUCAUGUGUUUGAGUUCACACCAUUGGCAGAAGUUACAAACUUUGUGGCCAACUUUGAUUAUUGUUUUGGUGAGAUGAUUUUAAAGUUGUGGUAA